Messenger RNA from Fusarium verticillioides 7600, 3390 nucleotides. RefSeq lists its product as hypothetical. The coding region runs from base 1 to 3390 and encodes 1129 amino acids. Lineage: Eukaryota; Fungi; Ascomycota; Sordariomycetes; Hypocreales; Nectriaceae. The transcript has 5 exons. The record is from RefSeq and is a predicted model, not a curated record.
AUGGCCGAAGGCUUCUGCUUUGCCGAAAAGAAACCUCCCCGUCCUGGGCAGUUCUCGCGGAGACCUAAACCUGAGCAGCCUCAAUCAACUGAUACUUCCCAAUUCUUCCCUGUGCCGACAAACAUUCCUGCUAAACACUCUCCACCCAGUCCACUACUCGCCCCUGUCCAUAUCCAUAAGCCUGCGGCACCUUUAGAUCUGCCUGAGCUUGGUCUAACAGGGGGCAAAGUUCUCUCUGAGAUUUCUUCUCAUCAUAAUGGAGAAAACCUCAGUGGUCGGUCGGAUAAUUCUUCGAGUCACACCAUAAUUCCACUGGAGAAACCUUCUACACGAGAAAGCCCUGGCGAAGCAUCAGUCAUCUGUAUUGGUAGCUCCGGGCUCUCUCAUGAAAACAUAUCAGAAGCUUCUGAUAUAAACGCACCACCUCCAACAGAAACUGGAUCUACCUUGGAUACUUCUCGCUUCAGUAAAGGGGCUACCAAAGCUCAAGUUUCUCAACAGCUAGGAAAACAGGCAAAAAUUUCUCUACCUCACAUCAAAGUCCAUGGACGCCAACUUGAAGAUCUAAAACUUCCCCUUCCACAUAUUACCCGUGUUGACCGAGUCUCACAUCAACCGCCCUCUUCCAGUGUUUGUGGUGACCUGGAGGCACCUGUUCCCAGGACUCCCAUGACCACUACAAAAUCCCGAAAUCGUGUAUCCCGUGGUCACUGGCCGACUCAGCCCCCAUCGGCAUCUAAAUACCACAGAGUGUCUGACAGAAACAAUGAUCGCCCAACUUCCAGGAGCAGCAAUAUCUCAAGAAAACGCUCAGCUAAACAGAGAGUCUAUCCUCCAUCAAAAUUUGAGCCUGACCGAAAGAAAAUUGCAAUGCAGAACGUGGCUGAAUACUGGAAUGAGUGCAUACAGAUCGCUGAAGCUGAGCGUCAGGAGGCCCUUCAGGAGAUUACAAUUCUUGAGGAUAAGUUGCAGCACACUCAGAAGGCUUUAGAAGAGUCUGUGCAACUCGUCUCAGAAAAAGAUUCCGCGAUUGGGGAUUCGAAGAGUCGCCUUGACAAGUUGCAAGAAGAAGGAUCACUGGCGGAAAAGGAAACUCAAAGAUUACAGGGUGAGAUUGAGUCUCUUCGCUCCGACUUAAUCAAAUCUCGAGAUCACGAGGCAGCCACUCAUGAAAAGUAUCGCAAACACCGAGCAAAGCUUAAUGAAGCUAUUAAAGAACAGCAGGAUCUCUUUUCAAGGGUUCGCAAUCUUCAUAAAGAAGCGAACGAUGAGCUGCAAAAGGAGAGGGACAGGCGAGAGAAAGAGGCCAAAGCAGUUGAGCUAGCAUUGGAGGACAGUCACAGGAAGCGCGAAGAACUCAAAUCGUGCAUUGAAAAAUAUCGUUCCGAGUCUGAGCAAGAAGCACAGAAGCAAACCCACACAAUUUCCGAGCUGCAACUGAGGCUCGAAAAUCAGGAGAAGGAAAUAAAUCGAGAAAGGAAAGGAGCCAUUGAACUCCAGAACCGUCUGAAAACUGAAUCAAACUUACUGGAUGAGGUGAAAACGUUUCGUUCUGAUAUGUCCUCACUAAGAGAAAGUAACGAGAAGUACAAUGAGUGGAGUAAGAAACAGGAAAGGUUAACAAACACCCUUUUGGAGAAACUCGACCUGAUGAACGGUCAUUUGGAGUUGCGCAGUGAUGGCCUAACGACGAAUGAAGAAGUCAAGAUGAUGGCGGAUAAGUUAGAAACGAACAUUAUCUCCCGUUUGAUGUCUGAGAUACAGAAGAUAAUCUCGUCUCAAAAUGAUGCAAAACAGUCAGCCGGGUCUCUUCAGGAUAUCGUCCAGGAGCACUUUGAGAAGCUGCAUAACAACAUCGCCGAUCAACAGGAGACUCAAUCAAAAGGUCAGCAGUGGCAUAAGCAAACACACCAGGCUCUCGUUGAGCAUCUGGGGGACAUUUCUGCCAAAACUCUCGCCACCCAGAAUACCUGCGACGAAACAAAUAAAAGUUUAGCCAGACUUGCUACUGGCCAUUCGGUUUGGCAAGAAGGGUUCCAGACUCAUAUUGACGACAGGUUAGCCAAACAGCUUCAAGAUCGUGAAUCAAAGAUCGGGGAUCUGGAGAAAACUCUGCACCAGAUCUCUCAAGAAUGGUCUAAGAAGCUCGAUCUCAUGAAAACUUCCAUGCUUGAGAGCGACGAGCAGGCCAAAGAAUACUUGCAAGCAACUAUUUGUGAUAUCAAAACUACGCUCACGACAAAGCUUGAGGAGGAAAGGGUUGCCUCAGAGAAAGAGAUCUCCAAGUCUGAAACUAUGCAGGCAGCGGUAGAGGCUCAUCUUCAACAAGUCAAAAUUCAACUCGAAGGGAUGUCAUCGAGUGGUCCAGAAUCUCAGUUGUUGCGCGAGACGUUGGCUGAAGAACGCAAGAAAACCCACGAUCUACAAAAACAGCUUGCUGCUUUGGAGUGUGGCUCCGGUGUAAAUGCAGAACUAUUCCAGAGACAGAUACAGGAUCUCAAAGCAAUUGAUGCUUUGAAGAACCAGCUAGAAGGAAUGACCGAGCAGGUUCCCAGGGUGGAAAAUCUUAACACCACGUUCAACAAGAUGGUUGAUCUUAAUCAGGUAAUGCAGUCUACCGCCUUUUACCUGAGCAAGGAGCGCCACUGGGUUAAUGAGAAACUGGGCGUUGUACCGCAACCUGUCGGCUCGCAUGCACCACGAGGGGGCGAGACAGGAACUCAGUCCUCUUACUUUAAUGAGCGCGCUCCUGAAGAGCCUAAGUCGUGUGGUCAAGAGAAGAGUACUGACAGGGAGGGAUCGACCAGCCUGAGUGGCCUCACUACUCUUGAUUUACAUUACCAGGAAGAAAGAUAUCGUCGUAAAGUCGUCGUAGCCAGUCCGGCAUUGGAAGCAUCUUCACCAGCACCGGCGCCCUCGGUAAUACAGGAGCAAACGAGGCGCCGAGAAGGCUCUGCCCCCCGAUCUAUCCUACGACUUUCGACUGCCUCGACGCAGGAAACCGAUACUAUCAGACCACCUGCAAAUCACAGUCAGUACAACAGGCCUGUGGUAGCUAAAGUCAAUUCGGCUACAGGCUGUAGCAACCCUGAGGUGGUUGAACAGAUUCGGUCGGGUUUGAUCCAGCCAAAGUCUGCACGCCCUAACUGGGACUUCCCUACUAUGGAAGAUUUUGCCAAAGAAAUUCUGCCAACUGGCAAGGAUGACGGUGGAAUCGGGAAAAAGCACAGUAUCUCUUUUGUGGACAAGGAAGACCAUAUCGCAUCUCCUAACAAACGAGUCAAGUCGGAGGAAGCACCAGCCGACUCGCAACCUAAGAGUUCAGACAGGCCUUUGUUGCUUCGAACACGCCAUGUGAUCCGAAAGACGUACUCGAAGCAAUCGAACUAA